Molecule: messenger RNA, 7158 nt
Organism: Aspergillus nomiae NRRL 13137
Lineage: Eukaryota; Fungi; Ascomycota; Eurotiomycetes; Eurotiales; Aspergillaceae
Product: nonribosomal peptide synthetase
Exons: 4
Coding region: 1-7158 (2385 amino acids)
Biological process (GO): secondary metabolite biosynthetic process; amino acid activation for nonribosomal peptide biosynthetic process
Cellular component (GO): cytoplasm
Molecular function (GO): phosphopantetheine binding; catalytic activity
Source: RefSeq, a predicted model, not a curated record
AUGGCCGCGCUGUCCACAGUACCGUUGUUUUCCCCACACACUGGGACUCAACAGGACUCUCAACACAGCGAGACGCAAAUAGCUACCGUCAAUGUUGCAUGUAAAGGUCUAAGUAGCAAGACUCUUGCCCGGUGGCUGCACGAAGAGCACAGAAGUCCCUUGGAACUUCUUCAGGCUGCGUGGUCACUUUCACUUCGGGCUUAUACAGGCUCUAACGAUGUCUGGUUUAGCUGUCUGGAUUCGAAAAGAAAUUGCUACUCCCAUGUUUCGCCGGCGCAGUCCGUGCAGAGCCUCUUCAAUAUACGUCGUGUGGAGUUACAUGAGGAAAAUAGCACAACUCGUCUGGGAGCCAACUCGGCUGUCUAUGUUAAUGAAGGACAUGAAGACCAAUGCGACGAUGCAAGACUUUACGACAUCAGAGAGUUUGAUCUCACCGUUUAUUUCUCGUCAGGGACAGAUACACAAUGCCCUAGUGUUGGGAUUCACCACAAACCAUCGGCCAUUUCAACAGAUUUGGCUACAAUGAUUGCAGCAACAGUAGCUAGGGCCACCGAGCAAAUAGUCUUCAACGUUGACUCUCAGAUCGAAGUUCUCGACAUAUGUAGUGAUGCAGACAUCAACCGUCUAUGGCAAUGGAAUAGCACAUCAGGUGAUGAAAUAUCCCCAGGGCAUUGCAUACAUCACAUAAUCUCACAAAGAUGUGCUGCACAGCCAGAGUCAAUUGCUGUGUCAGCUUGGGACGGGCAGCUUACCUAUGCAGAGUUGGAUAGCUUGUCGUCAGCUCUAGCAAUACGGCUUCAACACCUUGGCGUCCGCCCAGAAACUUUCGUCCCCCUUGUAUUUGAGAAAUCAAAAUGGGCAGUCAUCGCACUGUUAGGUGUCUUGAAAUCUGGCGGCGCUUACUUCUUUCUCGAUCCUUCCCAUCCAAUAGAGUAUAGCCGCAGCUUGUGCUCAUCGCUGUGUCCCGAAAUUGUGGUAUGCUCACAAAGGCAGAGCACUCUUGCCAAAUCCUUCGCUGGCAAGAUCGUCCCACUUGGAGGGGAACCAUGCGAGCUUCUGGACUCAUUCCCAAUCGAUGAAAUACCCCCACAAUUGACAGCAGAAACAAGCGCUUCAAACGCCAUGUACAUAACUUUCACCUCUGGGACCACCGGUACGCCGAAAGGCAUAAUCACCGAGCAUUCCGCCUUUUACUCCAUGGCCAUGGCCAAUGGUAAAGCACUCCAUGUCACAGCUGCAACGAGGAUGCUACAAUUUGCAUCGUAUACAUUCGAUGUGAGCAACCGCGAUAUGCUCAUCACUCUCAUUUUUGGCGGAUGCAUCUGCAUCCCUUCGGAGAGUGAUCGCAUAAAUGACCUCUCUGGGUUCAUAAAUCGCCAGUCUGUCAGUUUAGCAAGCCUGACGCCGUCUAUGGCCAGUACCCUGACUCCUGCCUCAUGUCCGAGCCUUCAAGGAUUGGUCCUGGGAGGAGAGCCUAUGACUGAUAGCCACAUCUCUGCAUGGGCCAACCACGUGCGGCUUUUCAAUGCCUAUGGGGUGAGCGAGAGUACUGGAAUAGCAGCGUUGGCAUCGGACAUUCAAGCAGGCUCUUCCCCAGGUAAUAUAGGUUUUGGAUGCGGAUCAACAUUAUGGGUCGUUGCGAUUGACCAGCCCGACAAACUGGCACCAAUUGGCGCACUGGGAGAAUUGGUCAUUGAGGGCCCGUCCGUCGCCCGUGGCUAUCUGGGCGACGAAAAGCGGACGGCGAAGCAGUUCACGUCAAAUCCAGAGUGGAAGAAAAGGAUUCGUGAACAAUUCGGCGAGACUCAUUCGGGGAAGCGGGCCUUCCACACAGGCGAUUUGGUGCGGUACAAUCUUGACGGGUCGCUGCAUUUUUUGGGAAGAAAGGACCAUCAAGUGAAGGUUAACGGACAGCGACUAGAACUGACGGCAAUUGAACAUCACAUAGCGGCCUGUGCUGAAGUCGCCAACUCCGGCUUUCUUCAUACAGCCGUCGUCGUUGCAAAGAGUAAGACAAAUGGAUCCAAGCUUCUCGCCUUUCUGGGUCUUGAUACGACUAGGGAGUUAAAUAGUCCGUCCCGAAUAGUGUCAAAACAGUUGAAGGAUAUGGAGGCCCUGAAAGCAGACCUGAAACGAUACCUUCUGCAUUGCUUACCGGCAUAUAUGAUUCCAGUGGAUUUCAUAUUUCUGCAACACAUGCCACUCACGACAUCGGGCAAAAUCAAUCGGCUCCGUCUACAGGAAACAGCUGCAUAUGUGUUCUUCGAUGACCAGAAGGGGGCUCCUGAUGCAACCAACUCAAUGUCUUGGACCAAGAUUCUAGGCAUUAAAAAUGCAAGCAUCACGCGCCAUGACUGCUUUUUCCGGAGAGGCGGUGACUCAAUUGCAGCAAUCAAAAUGGCUGCGAGCCUUCGUCAGGAAGGAUUUAUUAUAUCAGUGUCUGAUAUUUUUAAAUCUUCGACCCUGUCGGACAUGGCGUCAGUGCUAGUCGAAGAUAAUAAGCUUUCCUCAUCAGCAGUACCUACCCCUUUUUCAUUGAUAAACAACUCCCACUCUAUACUCGAUGCGAUUUCGGAAGAGCUCGGUAUGGGCAUUGACCAGGUCGAGGAUGUGUACCCAUGCACGCACAUGCAGCAAGGCUUGAUAGCCUUGACGGCGCAAAACCCUCAUGCAUAUAUUGGUAGCUACACAUGGCAGCUGGCCGAUACGCUUGAGGCGGAGAGAUUUGAGAAUGCAUGGAAGGCGGUUUGGUUCCACAACCCAAUCCUCCGUACCAGAGUCGUGCAGACACCGGACGGUGUCUUUCAGGUUGUGAUGAAAACUGAUAUGCCAUGGAAUACUGUCACGGAUAUCACUGGUGAGAAGGAAAUCAAGGAAAUUGAUAUUAACCAUGGCCCACUUAUCCAAUUUUAUUUCAACAAAGAAUCGUUCCGGUUAGAUAUCCAUCAUUCUUUGUUUGAUGAAUGGUCCCUUGACCUGAUCUUGGGACAAGUUGAGCGCGCAUACACCAGGGAGAAGCUUCAUACGCAGCCAUUCAGUCCAUUCGUUCAACACCUCCUCCAUGAACAUGAUACCACCACGGAGGACUUUUGGCGUCAGGAGUUUUCUUGCCUCCAGGCCGAGCAUUUCCCAGCUGGCGCUUCCAGCCCAAUCAACGUUGACCAGGCGACAGAAAAGGUAGUCCUAGAACAUAGCCUGCAACAUGAUAUCGGAGUUUCGACCAAGUAUACACUCUCAUCCGUCUUACGGCUUGCAUGGGCGAUCGUUCUAUGGCAUCAAACGGGCAGCGAAGACGUGCUGUUUGGAGCCACUGUCAGUGGUCGUAACGUGAGCAUUGAUGGAAUCGAUCAAAUUAGUGGACCAACCUUGGCGACACUACCUGUGCGCAUCAAACUGCCAACGAAUCAGCCUGUUCACGAGGGCUUGUCGCAGGUUCAAAACCAAUUCGCUAACAUGAUGGUGUAUGAACAAACUGGAUUGUCGCGUAUUCGACAGGCUGGGAGAGAGCCUGCUGAGGCAUGUAACUUCCAGAAUCUACUCGUCGUGCAGCCAUAUGAGCAGAAAACCGCAUCUGUUAUGUUCAAAACGUCAGCCAACUCAGCAUCUUCUUCUGAAAACGCGAAGGCCUUUUCUAGUUAUCCGCUUGUGUUGAUAUGCCGUCCAGAAAAGAGUGGAAUAAGCAUGAAAGUAAUAUUUGAUCCUGCUAUUCUAGCACCCGCCGCCGGACAUAGUAUUCUUAGACAGAUGUCGCAUGUUAUCCAGCAGCUUAUGACUUCCGACUCAAUGCGCAUCACAGAUGUUAGCAUGGUACCUCCGGAGGAUAUGGCUUUGUUGAGAGAAUGGAAUCAUUUUCUCCCGAAAGCUGAGAACACUUGCAUCCAUGAUCGCAUUCGGCAAUUAUGUAUUGCCCAACCUGAGGCACUGGCUGUUCACUCCAACGACUUGGACCUCACAUAUGCGCAGCUAGAGAAUUUCUCCGAUCACUUUGCGCAGCAUUUGAUAAGCACAGGGAUCAAGCAGGGAGACUUUGUACCCCUCUUAUUAGAGAGGUCACCCUGGGUUCCAGUUAUCAUGCUAGCAGUUCUGAAGACUGGCGCUGCUUUUGUGCUACUGGACCUUUCACACCCUAUUCAGCGGAUGCGAACGAUGUGUUCUAUGCUUGAUGCCAGAAUUGUGGUUUCCUCCAAGGAGCACACCCAUAUGAGUGACGACCUUCUGCUUCCAGUCAUCAACUUUGACCCAAAGGUUCAUGUACAGAAUCUGGGUAAGCAAAAUAUAGCCUCGGCGUCCAAGCUACCGGAUGCAGUCGUCACCCCAGAUGCCCCUGCAUGCGUUGUCUUCAGCUCAGGCUCUACCGGGCUACCUAAAGGCAUCGUGCUUCACCAUAGUGCUCUUGUCACAAGCGCAGCUGUCAUGCGCGACCACGGAAUGCUUUCCCCUACCAGUCGCGUCUUUCAUUUCGCCUCCUUCGCGUUCGACAUCAGCAUUGGCGAGAUCCUCUUCACCCUUGCCACCGGAGCAUGUGUCUGUGUACCUUAUGAGGAGGAAAGAAGGGGAAAUCCCGCAAAAGCAGCAAGUGACCUGCAAGUAACCUGGGCACUUCUGACUCCCUCUGUGAUUAAUCUGUUCGACCCAUUGGAUGUCCCCACUUUAGAAGUCCUGGGGUCGGCCGGUGAGCCUCUUACUCCACACAUCGUGAACGUGUGGGCUCACAGGGUGAAUCUCUUCGGGAUGUAUGCACCGGCAGAAUGUACCGUUAUCUCUCAUAUCGGGCGAAUCUUGCCCGAAACGCAUCACUCCAGCAUUGGCCGAAGCCCUGGAGCAGUGUCUUGGGUAGCUGAUCCAUCCGACCACAAUCGGCUGGUCCCUAUCGGCACAGUCGGUGAGUUGAUCGUCGAAGGCCCCGUCGUCUCGUCUGGGUAUCUCAACGACCCAGAGAAAACAAACAAAGACUUCAUCACCAGUCCGCCUUGGCUUACUGACGUCCGUUCCUACUCCGGAAGACUGUAUAAAACAGGAGACCUCGUCAGACAGACUUCAGAUGGCUCACUUCUAUUUGUCGGAAGGAAAGAUGAUCAGGUAAAGCUGCACGGUCAGAGACUUGAAGUGGGAGAAGUCGAACAUUGCAUAAUCUCCUCAUGCACAGCCAUCAGAACCGCUGCGGUUGAGUGUAUCAAAAUUCCGGAACAAAACAACCGCGUCUCACUGGCUGCAUUUAUUUGUCCACAAGCCCAUGGAGAAUGGGGGAAAUCCUUGAACGCUGAAUCUGGUGUGGAAUUGGUUGGGCCACCAAGCGACCAGUUUUACUCGACCAUCCAAUCCUUGGAAACAUCUCUAAGAGAGCUACUUCCGGCAUACAUGGUUCCAUCCUUCUUUAUACCGCUUGCUGAUGUUCCCCUCACUUUGUCAGGGAAGGUGAAUCGGCGUCUACUCCGAAAUCAAUCCACAAGUUGGCCACUGAAGAGUCUAGAACAAUACCAACUGAGAAACAGGACUUCUCUCGCCGAAGAAGUUCCUAUCACGGCGCUUGGCCGGGAAAUUCAAGAAAUCAUUGGCCAAACGCUCAAUCUGGAUAUUCAAUCAAUACCCAUGAGUAGUAACUUUUUUGGCCUGGGUGGAGAUUCAAUCUCAGCUAUGCAAGUCUCCAUGCUUGCAAGACGGAGAGGGAUACUCCUCCCCGUUGCGGAUAUUUUCACGGAACAAAUUCUUUCAAGAAUAGCUUCAAAGUGCACUAGAGAUGAUGAAGACACCAACAAGAUCUCUAGAAGUAAACUAUCUGGACCAUCCAUGAAUCAAUCACAUCAUCGUGACCUUGCUUAUGAGAAACUCCUUCGUCGUUUGCCGCAGGAGGUUGCCGAUAAUAUUGAGGAAGCCCUGCCCGCCACCGAAUUCCAAGCGAUGACGCUUCGUAACUUCUACAGCCGAUAUCUAUGGAUCUCACUGCCUGGUGAGGUUGAUCAGGACCAACUACUAAAUGCAUGCAAUCAGCUUGUUCAAAAGCACUCCAUCUUGCGCACUGUGUUUUACACAAAGGAUGAAAAGUCGGUCGUACAACUGACCUUGCGCAAAGUCCACGUCAGCUUCAUUCGUUAUGAGAACAUCGAAGAUUUGGACGAGCAUUGCGCAGAUGAUUCUCUUGCCAUGGAAGUACCUAUAAAUGGCGAGCCAGGAUUUCAGGUACAGCUCCUGACCUUGAGGGACGCAGGGAAAUUUCUAGUUCUGCGAUUACCCCAUGCACUAUUUGAUGGACUUUCAUUGGACAUCAUUUGCAGUGACCUCAGUUCUGCAUACGGCGGAAAACCACUUCCACCUUGUGCUCAGUUUUCGAACCACGUUCGACAUGUCUUGGAGAAUAAGACCCCUGAAACCUACAACAUAUGGAAAGAAGUACUGGGAGAGGCCCCAAUGACCAGUCUGAACAACAAGUUUUUGAACAAUUGGAUCCGACUGGGCGAAAAGGAGAACCCACAAAUGGGCGCACAUUCGGAACAGCCAAGAGUGGUGACGGCAAUAGCAGAGACUGUCCCAAUCUCCCCUCCGUCCAAUACCACCAUGGCAACAUUGGUCAAACUGGCGUGGGCAAUCACACUCUCCCGGUUAUUUACCUCAACUGAAGAAGAGGAUGGAUGCAAAUAUGGCCUGAACGAUGUUGUUUUUGGCCAGGUCGUACAUGGCCGAGGACUGGGACUUACCCAUGAAGACCGCAUUGUUGGUCCAUGCCUCAACAUCAUCCCUGUGCGAGUUCACUUUCCUCUGAAAUCAAAUAAAUUUGAGCUUCUUGGUCAGGUUCAACAACAGCACAUUCAAACCAUGCCUGUUGAGAAUCUUGGGCUUGAAGAAAUUGUCCAUAAUUGCACAUCUUGGGAGUCUGGAACAAAGUUUGGCAGCUUUGUGAGAUUCCAAAACUUCACCAAUAAUGACGACUCGACCUGUUCCUUUGAUGGACAUACCUGCGAAACGGGUCUCUAUAGUCUUCCGAAUCGACCAUCUGCCACGGCCAAUGUGCUUGUUGUCCCUCAUGGGUCCACAUUGACAAUCACCAUGACAAUAUCUAAUCAAGUAUUGGAUGCAGAGUCUGCAGAUUAUGUAGUAGGGUACUUCAGUGACGUGAUCGGAAGCCUGGCAAGUGAAGAAACGGUCUGCGAGUAUCUUGUGUGA